GCUAAACCAAUAUGUACAAAUUUAUGAAAGAGCGAAAGAGAGUUAUAUAGCUAUGGUCCUACUUGGUGCUACAAAUGCUUCAAAGCGUUUGAUCGAUCAAUCAGAAUAAAAAAAAUUUUAAUUGUUAGAAGAUUUUUGGACUGGAAUUUAUCUUUUUAUACUGACGUUCGACGUUUAUUUUUAGCAUUAUAAUAUAGAUUACAUUAUCAAAGUUGAUGCAGAAUAAUGAAAUUUAAAUUUAAUAGUCAUUUUUAAUCACGUGUUUUAUUUUGAUGAUCGUCGACAUGAAAAAACACUUUAGUGUCGAUCCACAAUAGAUGAGUUAAGCUUUAAAAAGCAAGAAAUUGGCCAAUUAUAAUCGAAUAUGAAAAGAAUACUCGACUAUGAUUAGUCAAUUUCUUACAGUUUAAAGAUUAUACUUAUUGUGGACCGACACUAAGGAACGAGUCUCGUUAUUUAUCGGUUUAGUCUUAUAAAAACAAUAAUGGCGUAUUCGGUGAACAUUUCCAUAGAAGCACCGAUUGAGAAUCAGAUACAGGAGAUUACUUACGAUGGUCAAGAAAUUUAUCAAGCACCCCUCACAUUAUCGGAAAAUUUGGCGAAAAUUGCUCAAAAAAUUGACUUUAGUAAAACAAAUGGUGAGGAAAUAAAAAAGGAACAAGUAGAAGGCAAUGAAAAGAAUGAAGAAGAUGCGAAAGAUGCUACUUCGUUUCAGUCUUCUUUGUGGCCGUGGGAUAGCGUUAGAAAUAAAUUAAGGAAUGCUCUGACAGAAGUUUGUGUAUUGGCUGAUGUACUUGCUAUAGCAAAAAAAAAUUAUAUGGUAUUAGAUCCAGUACCUCAGGAACCAGUUGAAAUAAAACCUAUGAUACAGGUAUAUGCUAGAAAAAAGGCAUUAGCAGGAGCAGCAUCAGUUCUCAUGAUGGGUGCUGAAAGACUACGAAAUUGUCAAGCUGAAUUAGCUAGAACUAGAUCUACUCCUGAUUUCCACAUUGAGUUAUUAAGAUUACGGCAAAAUUGGCGUUUGAAGAAAGUAUCAAACUCCAUCAUUGGUGAUCUCAGCUAUCGAACUGCUGGAUCCAAGUAUACUCAAACUGGCAUGUUUGAAGUUACUAAAGCAGAAGAAGAAGAGAAAAGCAAUAGUAGUCCACCAGCAUCUCCUAAUACUGGUAGUAAUAUUUCAGGGCAAUCUCACACUUCUUCAAAUUCAAAAGCGUCUGCUUUGCGUGUGACUAUACCCAGUGAGUUACAAGGCGUCGCAUAUAUCGAAGUACUAUGUCAGAAAGAUCAAGAAGAUUUGUGCAAUGCAAAUAUAAGUUUACUUAAUAGUAGUGCAAAUAAUUCCAAUACCGAUAUGCAUUGGCAGCAAAAGUUAGAAGCUGCUCAAAAUGUUCUGUUUUGUAAGGAAUUAUUUAGUCAAUUAGCACGAGAAGCUGUUCAUUUACGCGCGCCUAUACCUCAUAUGGUUGUUGGAAAUCAAAUUAUGGCUACGGUGCUCCCAGGAAUUCAAUUAAUAAUUGGUCUGUGUCAUAGCACAGGUAACGAUAAAAAGCCUACGGCUCCGCCACCACACAAAACAGAUCAUGAUCAUGUAUUAGAGCAUUCGUUGCAUCAACUGUUGCGCGAAGUACAUUACAACAAUAGUAAUCAUCCAUUUCCUCAUCCGGCCUCGGGGCCACUCGGGCCUAGUAAACGCCGAUACAUAGCCGGUCCCACUGCUGCCGACAGAUAUGAGCUUUUAGAAAUGACAAAGAGUCAAACUCUACUAGAGCAGAUUAUUCAACAAGCUCAACAUUUUUUCAUGCGUUUGCGCACGGAAUAUGUAUUAGAUACAAUAGCAAAGGAGGUUAAGGAUCCGCUCAUUGUUUCACAUUGGAACGCAUUAAAUUCGCCAACACAAUCCUGCGUAAAAAUAAACAUUCUGACACAUGGAUAUGACAGUGUAUGUCGAACAUCUAUGGUUGUUCAUGUCGGUGAAAAGUCACUAAAGUGCGUGUGUCGCGAUGGUAGAGUCAUGCAUAUGAGUUACGAGCCCCAAGAACUAAGAGAUCUCAUUUUCUGUCAGAUUUAUCAACAUCAAAUAAGCGCAGUACAAGCUUUAGCCAAAUGUAUGGGCUGGCAGUUCUUAGCAAACAGCUCACAUCUUGGCCUAGGUUCGGUGGAGCCUUUGGGAAAUGCAAGUAGUUGUAUUUUGGCUUCGCCAAUUGGAGAUAGAAUGAUAGCUGUACGAUGCGAACCGCAAACGGGUGUACAAGUUGCUAUUGCUCAUUCCCCUCGAAAGGAUUUCUUCCCAGGUCAACUUGUUCGAGAAAGAAAAUGGGAAAAUUUGGGAGGUUCUUUCAAAGAAGUCAGAUGGGACAAGAUGGAAGGAAAGAAUUUUCUCAACAAAAUGGAGCUACUUAUGGCUUCUUUAACAAGUUCUUAAGUACUAUUACAGACAAAUUACAAUUAAACUUUCGUAUAUUUUUUCUUUGGGAUAAAAGAGAUUUUCUAUAUUUUUCUAUACUUCUCAUUUUUUAAUUUAUUAAAAAUUAUAUGUAUUGCAGUUUUCUUCUAUAUAUAUGCGAUCAAGUAGAAAGCAUAAAUAGUGCGAAAUAAAAAAAACAUAAGAGCAAAAA
Pogonomyrmex barbatus (red harvester ant) is the source of this 2615-nucleotide messenger RNA. It is a transcript of the gene MED17, whose product is annotated as mediator complex subunit 17. Lineage: Eukaryota; Metazoa; Arthropoda; Insecta; Hymenoptera; Formicidae. Gene Ontology annotation, biological process: regulation of transcription by RNA polymerase II. Gene Ontology annotation, cellular component: core mediator complex; mediator complex. The record is from RefSeq and is a predicted model, not a curated record. Gene Ontology annotation, molecular function: transcription coregulator activity.